This is a messenger RNA of Durusdinium trenchii, 846 nucleotides long. Lineage: Eukaryota; Dinophyceae; Suessiales; Symbiodiniaceae. The record is from the annotation of a GenBank genome assembly.
AUGCUGAACUACCUUUGUCGAAGCUGUGGGCUGCUGGGCUUUGGUCUGAACAACGACCAGAAGCGCUUGGUUCUUUGCAUUGCAGCUGAAUCACCCGACUCGGAUGACGAUGAAGAGACCUCCCCGCCACCUACGGGGUUCUGGGCGAACGUUUCUUCCUUCGCGUCUACCUUCGUGGGGGGCUCCGACAAAGGAGGUCUCUGCACGCAGUCGCUCCUUGCGGUGCUGAGAGCGGGCGAUUGGCGCUCCGUGGACGCAGGAGAUCUGCACCGCAAAAUGGGCAGCCUUCUGAAUCGUCAGAGUCGGCGAGCGGGCGUCAUGGUGCGUUCGUCAGUUAAUUUGCAAGGCCGGAAUUUGGGCUCGAUAUGGAGGAGUGAGGACGAAGAUCGGCGGCGGGCAUUGCUGGUAGGGUUCUGCUACAGCGCUGAUCUUCAACUGAGUGGAUCUUGGAAUGAUGUUGCCGACAUGCAAAGCUGGCUUCAGUCCGAAGGCCUUUUUAGCUCUUCCGAGAUCCGUGUUGUCACUGAUCGGGGGAACGAUGAGAAGCUGACCCGAGAGAAGAUCUUGGAGCACCUCCAGUGGCUGCUCCAAGGAGAAGAAGGAGAAGAGGACUCGGAGCAAGCGUUCCAACUCUUCUUCCACUUUUCGGGACAUGGUGACGGUCGACAGCUGCUGCCUGCGGAUCACCAGUCGGGUCACAUUUCGGAGUAUGAGAUAUCCAGCAUGAUCCAUGACCUUCUCCCGUCCAAUGCCACAUUGACCUGUGUCUUUGAUUGCUGCGACUCGCUCUGGAUGCUGCAUUCCCUUUUGCGGUAUCAAUCUGAGUCUGGUACAACUGCGUCGUGA